Messenger RNA from Mustela erminea (ermine), 2464 nucleotides. It is a transcript of the gene YIPF1, whose product is annotated as Yip1 domain family member 1. Lineage: Eukaryota; Metazoa; Chordata; Mammalia; Carnivora; Mustelidae. The transcript is spliced from 11 exons. Gene Ontology annotation, molecular function: small GTPase binding. Gene Ontology annotation, biological process: vesicle-mediated transport. The record is from RefSeq and is a predicted model, not a curated record. The coding region runs from base 244 to 1155 and encodes 303 amino acids. Gene Ontology annotation, cellular component: membrane; Golgi apparatus.
GGAGGCGGAGAAGUCCCGCCCCCCGGAUCUCCGGCUUCCGGCAACUCGGCAGGGCACGAACGUACGCGGAGGGACUGAGUCCGGAGCUUGCCCACGACCGGCUGGACUCCGAGGCCCCCGAGAUGAGAAAACUGAGGCCCCGAGGAGCCCACAGUCACACAGCGAGGAGAAGCAGAAUCGGGAAUCAAACCCAGACCUCUGCACAUUUUCUUCUUAAUAAUUGGGAGAAGACCCACUGGCUGAAUGGCAGCUGUAGAUGACUUGCAGUUUGAAGAAUUCGGUGAUGCAGCCACUUCAGCAGCAAACCCUGGUGCCACUACGAUUCACAUCGAGGGUCCUAGUGAGAGCCCGACACACCAACCAGGACUCCCCAGAGGCUCAGGGGGAGAAGAGGACGAUGAGUUGCUGGGGAACGAUGACUCUGACAAAACUGAGUUACUUGCUGGACAGAAGAAAAGCUCCCCCUUCUGGACAUUUGAAUACUAUCAAACAUUCUUUGAUGUAGACACUUACCAGGUCUUUGACAGGAUAAAAGGGUCUCUUUUGCCGAUACCAGGGAAAAACUUCGUGCGGCUGUAUAUCCGCAGCAAUCCUGAUCUUUAUGGCCCCUUUUGGAUCUGUGCCACACUGGUCUUUGCCAUAGCAAUUAGUGGGAAUCUUUCCAACUUCUUAAUCCAUCUGGGAGAGAAGACAUACCAUUAUGUGCCCGAAUUCCGAAAAGUGUCCAUAGCGGCCACCAUCAUCUAUGCCUACGCCUGGCUGGUUCCUCUCGCACUGUGGGGUUUCCUCAUGUGGAGAAACAGCAAAGUCAUGAACAUCGUUUCCUAUUCGUUUUUGGAGAUUGUGUGCGUCUAUGGAUAUUCGCUCUUCAUUUAUAUCCCCACAGCAGUACUGUGGAUCAUCCCCCAGAAGGCUGUUCGGUGGAUUCUAGUCAUGAUUGCCCUGGGGAUCUCAGGCUCUGUCUUGGCAAUGACGUUCUGGCCAGCUGUUCGUGAGGAUAACCGGCGCAUUGCCCUGGCCACAAUUGUGACAAUUGUGUUCCUUCACACGCUGCUUUCUGUGGGAUGCUUGGCAUACUUUUUUGAUGCGCCAGAGAUGGACCACCUCCCAACAGCUACAGUUGCUCCAAACCAAACAGUUGCGGCAGCCAAAUAGCUAAAGAGGAAAAUCCUCAGUGUACCAGGGCUGCAGCCAUGCUGAACUUCUUGCCAUUACCAGAACAGACAUGCCCUUGCACUUGCCAUUCCAGAUAUCUGAGUAUUCCCUCUAUUCCAGCAGUCAUCACUUUCCUUGUGGUCCUGUGACACCUUGUAUUAUACAUCGCUGUUAAUAGUGCUGGAAGCACGAAUUCUUCACUGUCUGUGUGUCCAUCUGCAUAGUCAUUUGUUUAUUCAUUGAUUCAUUUGUCCUCCAUGGACUGGUAUGCCUCUCCAGUUCAACUCAGCAACGUGAGAACAAGAAAUGGGUAUUAUCCUGCAUCUUUGUUGCUCAUCACAAGACCUGGUAUAUAGGGAGUGCUUAGUAAAUGUUUGUGCAGUGAAUGAAUGAAGCCACACUCUGCACAUGAUCUCCCUGCCCAUGGAGAACCUCUAGUCUGUUUUGUAAUCACAGGGUGAACUUCUCCUUUCCCAGAGCAACAGGGUGUGGUGCGAAGACCAGGGCCUUUGCAGUCAAGUGGAACAAAAAUGAAAUCCUGGCCUCACCACGUACUACCAGUGUACCUGGGACAAGGAGCUUACUGUCUCUGAGCUUCAACCAACGUAACUGUCAGAGAAGGAUGAUACAACCUAUACUAGAUUAGAGAUCAUGUUUAUAAAAGCUCCUGGCUCAUAGUUAAGAUGCUCAAUGACAGAAUCAAGCUACUGGCCCUCUGAGAGUGGGUCUGUAUUUGUGUUGAAAUUUGGUGGUACUCAUAGACUUUACCUUGACCCUUUAUUUCCUUUUUGUAAAACGAAAUAGAUUUUCCUUCUUAGUUGAGGAAUUUGGGUUGUAGGCCUUGCAAGUUGACAAGAUAUGGUUGGCCAAAGACACCUCUGGCCAUCUUGAUGGUAAGACAGUUGCCCUGGCCAAUGGAAUGCCUAAGGAACUAUUGUAAAUGUCACAGCCCACCUUCCCCUCUUCCCUUCUUCACAUGGGGAUGUGAUGAUGUCAGAAUCAAAGGUCAGAGCCCUUGGAGACAGGGUGGGCUCUUCUCUCCUUUUUACCAUAAAGAGGCUGAGGCCAAGAGAGAACAGUGCCUUGUCCAAGGCCAUCCCAGAGUUUUGUGGCAAACUAACAUGAGUAUAUCACAUUCCAUUCUACAAAAUACCAUCUAGAUCACUCUCUCUUUGUCCGCUGUUAGCAGCCUUACUGACCCCAUCGUACAGAUAAGGAAGCUGAACUUAAGAAGUUUGAGUUGACUAAGAUCACCUGCCUCUUUUUUUUUUUUUAAGAUCUUAUUUAUUAUUUAUUUGACAGAGAGAGA